Syzygium oleosum is the source of this 908-nucleotide messenger RNA. RefSeq names its product NDR1/HIN1-like protein 6. Lineage: Eukaryota; Viridiplantae; Streptophyta; Magnoliopsida; Myrtales; Myrtaceae. The transcript is spliced from 3 exons. Gene Ontology annotation, cellular component: plasma membrane. The record is from RefSeq and is a predicted model, not a curated record. Bases 253 to 903 code for a protein of 216 amino acids.
UCAGUCAUCAUCGAGCGAGAGACUUCUCUUCUUCUGAUUUUGGGAAUUCACAGAACGAAAAACGUCAACGCGUCAACCACGCGCUCUCCUGCUCGAGUGAAGUAUAAUUCCCCCCCGCCCACUCACUGAGUCUUCUCCUCCGCCAAGCCCGCCGCCGCCAACGGCGGGGCCGCCACGGCCAACGGCUCGUUCCCGGCCACCAAGGGCCAGCUCUACGGCGGCGCCGCCCGCUCCGCCUACAACCCCCAGCCCAUGAAGAGCAGCCGCCGACACCGCCGCGGCUGCUGCUGCCGGUGCUGCCUCUGGACCACCGUCGCCCUCCUCGUCGUCCUCCUCCUCGCCGCCGUCGCCGCCGCCGUCUUCUACGUCCUCUACCGCCCGCACCGCCCGGCUUUCGCCGUCACCUCCCUCAGGGUCUCCUACAUCAACAUCUCGUCCUCCUCCACCCUCAGCUCCAAGUUCGACCUCGCCGUCUCGGCUCGGAACCCCAACAGCAAGCUCGUGUUCGUCUACAGCCCGAUAUCGGUCUCCGUCCUCAGCGCCGACGGCGGCGGCGUCGACCUGGGCGACGCGACGAUCCCGUCCUUCGUGCACGGGAAGAAGAACACGACGCUGCUGAAGGCGUCGAUCGCCAGCAACGGCCGGCAAGUGGACAGCGGUGACGCGAGCGCGCUGAAGUCGGGCCUGAAGAGCAAGAGCGGGCUGGCCCUGAAGAUCAGGCUGGACACGAAGGUGAGGGUGAAGAUCGGAGGCCUGAAGACGCCGAGGGUGGGAAUCCGAGUCACCUGCGGCGGCAUCAGGGCUACCGCUCCGGCGGCCGGGAAGGCGGCGGCGGCGGUGUCGACGGCGAGCGUAAAGUGCAAGGUGGACACGAGGAUCAGGAUCUGGAACUGGACGCUGUAAGGAAA